CCCCGUGGCUGUUGGCGCCCGACGGCCGCCGCACGAGAAGCCCCGCCGCCGUCGCGCUGCACCGCGGGUUCCUGCCCCCACCCGCCCUCGCAUCUCAGAUCCGGUGGCCUCCGAAAGUGCUACCGAUCUCUUAACCUCUCCGGCUCUCACACCGCUCGCGACUUCUCGGCCACCGUCUCGUCGUCUCGAUCAGGCGAUCACCUUCCGCCCACGAGGUGCUCGACGGAAUGGCACCGCAGCGGGCGCCGUCGGGUGCUCUGCCUCCGUCGCCGUUGAUCAUCAGGAGCCACCAGACUGCCCGCGCCCACACAAAGACACGGCCAGCCGCCCCGCCGCCGCCUCUACCGGAGAUUGAGACCACCCUGGCAUGAGAACGCAACCGGAGCAAGUCCACAGUUCCACAUCUGGCCUGCCAUGCCGACCCAUUGACGUCUACUACCUAUAUGCCAUCGGCUCCGGAUCCUCCGUGACUUCCGGAGAGAUUUGGCAGGCGCUGCUGCGCCCGCGCGCUGUUUCUUGGCAAGACAACAAGUCAGAGGAGCGAGACGGAACCCGACGACAAGCGACAUGAGGACCCCGGCCGGACUCGCCGAUCCAGCACGAGCUCGAGCUGAACAUGGCAUGCCGAGACGUCCCGUCCCGUCCCGUUCGUCCGCGUCCCCGCCGCGUGCCCAACUCAAUCGAUUGCUCCGUUGACGCUGCCGCCGUGCACGCCCGCUGCCGGCACGGGUACACACAGUAUUCCUGGGUCAAUGCACUCUGAAAGGAGAUCAGCCUUUUCAACCAUCUCCCAAGUGGAAAGCUGGUCUCAGACUCAACAGCUGAUUGGAGUGAACAUCUCGUUUGCUGAGGUGUACUAUGUUACUGCUGCUGCUACAUGGGAAAAGGUUUGGCUGGUGCGCCCGUGCACAUGGUUAACCCCUGUUGCUUGCUACCGCAGCCAGGUAAGAAGCGUACAAGCAAGCAAGAGCGCAGUGUGAAGGAGGCACAAGUCAAACCCCGAUCAAUCAGGAACCAGUACUAAAUUGUUGGGAUGUCAAAGAAAGUCAACAUUGGACCAAUGAUGCAACCAUCUCACCAGCCGCAAGUCACUGUCCUUAUGUCGCCGAACCGAUGGCAUUGUAGGUUAACAGGUCAAUGAGUCAAUAACUGAACUGAAAAUGGCUGCACAAAGCUGGCACACCACGAGGCGGUCUGAACUCUGAAGGCUGAACCAGAAAGAAGGGCGUGGUUGCGCAUGAUGAGAACCGGGAAGGCCACUAGCAGCAGCUGCUGCUGCAUUUGAACUUCAGGAAGCAAAGGCAAGUGCGAGCUGGUGAGCCCCGUCCGGCCGUCCGUCCCGUGCAUGCUGCUGCUUGAGCAACAACUCUGUGCAUAUGAAGGGUCGCACCACAGCCAUGGCAACAACACACAUCUUCUCAGCUGCAGAGUAGCAUCCUGUGAGCUCAUCUUCUCCUAGCUCACACAGUUACAUGAAACCAUUUUAGCAAUGGCUAUCAAGAAGAGCAGCUCGCCUCUGCGUGUUCUUGCUGAUCUAUCCAUGUUCUUCUGCAUUCUGCUUACACCUAUAUGCUCAGCCACACCAGCCACAGCUCCUGCUACUCUCCUGCAAGUGAAAUCCAGCCUCACUGAUCCCGAAGGCGUCCUCUCCGGCUGGUCGCCGGAGGCCGAUGUGUGCUCAUGGCACGGCAUUACAUGCCGGCCCGGGGAGGUGGGCAUUGUCACAGGCCUCAACCUGUCCGGGUACGGCUUGUCAGGCGUGAUACCUCUGGCGAUCGGUGGACUCAUCUCCGUCGAGUCCAUUGACCUGUCUUCCAACUCCCUCACCGGGCCGAUACCGCCGGAGCUGGGCAUGCUGGAGAACCUGAGGACGCUGCUCCUCUUCUCCAACUCCCUCACCGGCACUGUCCCGCCGGAGCUCGGCCUCCUCAAGAACCUUGAGGUGCUCAGGAUCGGCGACAACAGGCUGCACGGCGAGAUCCCGCCGCAGCUCGGCAACUGCACCGAGAUGGAGACGCUCGGCCUGGCCUACUGCCAGCUGAAUGGCACCAUUCCCGGUGAGCUCGGCAACUUGAGGCGCCUGCAGCACCUGGCCCUGGACAACAACACCCUCACCGGCGGUAUCCCGGAGCAGCUUGCCGGUUGCGCCAGCUUGCUCGUUCUGUCAGUGGCCGACAACAAGCUGCAAGGCACCAUUCCUUCGUUCAUUGGGAGCUUCAGCGAUCUCCAGUCUCUGAAUUUGGCAAACAAUCAGUUCUCCGGCGGGAUUCCGGUGGAGAUUGGCAACCUUUCCAGCUUGACAUACCUCAACCUGCUCGGCAACGGCCUGACCGGCGCCAUCCCGGAAGAACUGAAUCGGCAGAGCCAGCUUCAGGUUCUGGACUUGUCCAUGAACAACAUUUCUGGAAAGCUCAGCAUCUCUGCAGCACGGCUGAAGAACCUGAAGUAUCUUGUGCUGUCUGGCAAUCUCCUUGAUGGUGCCAUCCCUGAAGACCUCUGUGCCAGCGACUCAUCAAGCCUGGAGAACCUGUUCCUCGCCGGCAACAACCUUGGAGGCGGCAUCGAGGCCCUGCUCAACUGUGGAUCUCUGCAGGCCAUCGACGUGUCGAACAACAGCCUCACCGGAGCAAUACCGACGAGCAUCGACCGGCUGUCAGGGCUCAUCAACCUUGCUCUGCACCACAACAGCUUCACCGGCGUCCUGCCUCCGCAGAUAGGGAACCUGAGCAACCUGGAGAUCCUGUCUCUGUUUCACAAUGGCCUUACCGGCGAAAUACCGCCGGAGAUCGGCAGGCUUCAGAAGCUGAAACUCUUGUUCCUCUACGAGAACCAGAUGUCCGGGAGCAUCCCUGAUGAGCUCACCGACUGCACGAGCUUGGAAGAGGUGGACUUCUUCGGCAACCACUUCCAUGGCCCCAUCCCUGAAAGGAUUGGGAACCUAAAAAAUCUGGCCGUGCUCCAGCUCCGGCAGAACGACUUGUCCGGCCCCAUCCCGGCGAGCCUCGGCGAGUGCAGGAGCCUCCAGGCGCUGGCAUUGGCGGACAACCGGCUCUCCGGCGCGUUACCGGAGACGCUCGGGCAGCUGGCCGAGCUCAGCGUGGUCACUCUGUACAACAACUCCCUCGAGGGCCCCCUGCCGGAGUCGCUGUUCCAGCUCAAGAACCUGACGGUGAUCAACUUCUCUCACAACCGGUUCUCCGGCAGCCUCGUCCCCGUCCUCGGCUCCAGCUCCCUCGCCGUGCUGGCGCUGACCAACAACAGCUUCUCCGGGGUGAUCCCGGCGGCGGUCGCGUGGUCGAGGAACAUGGUCCGGCUCCAGCUCGGCGGCAACCGGCUCGCCGGGGCAAUACCGGCCGAGCUGGGAAACCUGACGCGGCUCAGCAUGCUUGAUCUUUCGUUCAACAACCUCUCCGGCGACAUCCCGGCGGAGCUCUCCAACUGCGCGCAGCUCACGCAUCUGAAGCUCGACGGGAACAGCCUGACUGGCAGCGUCCCUUCCUGGCUCGGGGGGCUGCGGUCCCUCGGCGAGCUGGACCUCUCGUCGAACGCGUUGACCGGUGGCAUCCCGGCGGACCUUGGCAACUGCUCGAGCCUUCUCAAGCUGUCACUCGGCGACAACCACCUCUCCGGCAGCAUCCCGCCGGAGAUCGGCCGGCUGACAUCUCUCAAUGUUCUGAACCUGAAUAAGAACAGCCUCGCCGGCGCCAUACCGCCGGCGCUCCGGCAAUGCAACAAGCUGUACGAACUGAGGCUGUCAGAGAACGCGCUGGAGGGGUCCAUCCCGCCGGAGCUCGGUCAGCUGUCGGAGCUGCAGGUGAUACUGGACUUGAGCCGGAACAGGCUGUCCGGCGAGAUCCCGGCGUCCCUGGGCGACCUCGUGAAGCUGGAGCGGCUGAACCUGUCGUCCAACCGGCUGGACGGGGAGAUACCGCCGUUGCUGCUGCAGCUGACGAGCCUGCACCUCCUGAACCUGUCGGACAACCUCCUCUCCGGCGCGGUGCCCGCGGGGCUGUCGGGCUUCCCGGCCGCGUCGUUCGCCGGCAACGAGCUCUGCGGCGCGCCGCUGCCGCGGUGCGCGCCGUCGUCGCCCAGGCGGCUGCCGGGCACGGAGGUUGCCGCGAUCGUGGCGGGCAUCGCCGUGGUCUCGACGGCGGUGUGCGUGGCGCUGCUGUACACCAUGCUGCGGGUGUGGAGCAACUGGCGGGCGGUGUCCGUGUCGAGCUCCGACGGCGAGGAGUCGGCGCACGGCGGCGGCCGCGACAAGUGGGGCGCCGCUGGGGACGGCAAGUAUUGGAAGGUGGGGUCGCCGGUGUCGUCGUCGGCCGAGGAGAAGCACAGCUCGGGGUCGGAGACCAGCGUGAUCCAUGGCAAGUCGACGGAGGCUGCCGGCGACGCCAAGAGCUAGCUACGAGCUGGUUGCUUUGCUUGCCUGUAUCUAUGAUGCAUUGUAUGCUGAAAAAUGUUUAUAUACCAAGGCUUUUAUGUCUGUUUCGCCAUCCGAUCAUCUCUUCAUCU
Molecule: messenger RNA, 4515 nt
Organism: Panicum virgatum (switchgrass)
Lineage: Eukaryota; Viridiplantae; Streptophyta; Magnoliopsida; Poales; Poaceae
Product: LRR receptor-like serine/threonine-protein kinase GSO1
Exons: 6
Coding region: 1490-4405 (971 amino acids)
Molecular function (GO): protein binding
Source: RefSeq, a predicted model, not a curated record